This is a messenger RNA of Rhopalosiphum padi (bird cherry-oat aphid), 7379 nucleotides long. Its product is annotated as acetylcholine receptor subunit alpha-type acr-16-like. Gene Ontology annotation, cellular component: postsynaptic membrane; neuron projection; synapse. Gene Ontology annotation, molecular function: transmembrane signaling receptor activity; acetylcholine-gated monoatomic cation-selective channel activity. NCBI's taxonomy places the organism in Eukaryota, Metazoa, Arthropoda, Insecta, Hemiptera, Aphididae. The coding region runs from base 945 to 2687 and encodes 580 amino acids. The transcript is spliced from 11 exons. The record is from RefSeq and is a predicted model, not a curated record. Gene Ontology annotation, biological process: monoatomic ion transmembrane transport; signal transduction; chemical synaptic transmission.
UCGGCGGCGGGGCGAGUGCCAGGCAGCACGCACCAUCAGCACCACCACCGACAGCACCGACGGCAGCAGCGGCAGGACCAGCGUUGGGAGCAGCCAGCCAGCGGUUGCAUCAGCGGCAGCACCAGCACCAGCACCAGCAGCAGCAGCAGCAGCAGCAGCAGUAGUAGUGGCGCGCUUGGACGCGUGUGUAUAUCUGUGUGUGUGUGUGCGUGUGUGUGUGUGUAAAGAGAAAAACCACGAGCGUCUGUGUGCGUGUGUGUGUGUGUGUGUGUGUGUGUGUGUGUGUGUGUGUGUGUGGUGGCUGCGCGCGCCAAAGACGUUCCGCCGAGUACGUAAGGACAGGUUUUCGUACGCAGUCGUACCGCGGUUACCGCUGUCGCAAUACCACUACGCAAAACAUCUCAUCGGUACAAUAGUAUAAUUUAGUAGUAUAACCGUCGGCGAUCGCCGUACACGACACUAUAAUAAUACCGUUUCCGAGGCCGAGACGUCGCGGUGUCCGCCGCAUAGCUGCUGUCUCGUCGCCCAUCGGAAACCGGCUCAUCCGCGUUCACCGGUCGCGGACGCCGCGUCUCUGCCGGCCGCAGCGGGCUUUCCUGUCUCCCGUGUAUUUCGGCACGUGCCACACACCGACGGACGGCGUCGUACCGGUCCACCGCCGUCACAGUAACGGCACACGAGCGUCCGCCGCCGCUGCCAUUAAAAUGGACGCGACGGUCGGCCACCGUCCCGCGGACAUCCAUCGGCGCCCCAACACCGGUGACGGGCUCGGCGACGACCAGCAGCUGGCGUACGGCUGUCAGCGACGACAGGACGACGGACGUCAGAAGGAGCCACUAAUCGUUGUUGGCCGCAACACGUCCUGUUGAUAGGAGACCGGACGUCGACGACGAGGACGGGUCGUGCGCGCCACCGCAACCGCCGCCGCCGCCGCUGAAUGGGACAUGGGAAUACUCCCGGAUCUGCUCAUCGUCUACCUAAUCAUUGCAGAAACGCUAUGCGGACCUCACGAGAAGCGAUUGCUCAACGAUUUAUUAGACCCUUACAACACACUAGAGAGGCCAGUAGCUAAUGAAUCGGAGCCACUACAACUUAGUUUCGGCCUUAUGCUCAUGCAAAUCAUAGAUGUGGAUGAAAAGAAUCAGCUGUUGAUUACCAACAUGUGGUUAAAAUUGGAAUGGAAUGACGUCAACCUCAGGUGGAACCACAGUGACUACGGCGGUGUGAAAGAUUUGAGAAUACCACCACACAAGAUAUGGAAACCAGAUAUGCUCAUGUAUAAUAGCGCUGAUGAAGGUUUCGACGGCACGUACGCAACCAACGUGGUAGUAAACAGCAAUGGUAGCUGUGUAUUCAUACCACCGGGAAUAUUCAAGAGUACGUGCAAGAUCGAUAUCACGUGGUUCCCCUUCGACGAUCAAAAGUGUGAUAUGAAAUUUGGCAGUUGGACAUACGACGGAUUUCAGUUGGACCUUCAACUCCAAGAUGAUAAUGGAGGAGACAUCAGUGGUUUUAUUACUAAUGGUGAAUGGGACCUGCUUGGCGUUCCCGGAAAGCGCAAUGUGAUCUACUACAGUUGCUGCCCCGAACCGUACAUAGACAUAACGUUUUCCAUCCUAAUUAGAAGGCGCACCCUGUAUUACUUUUUCAACCUGAUAGUCCCGUGCGUGUUGAUUGCAUCUAUGGCCGUACUAGGAUUUACUCUACCGCCGGACUGUGGCGAAAAACUAUCUCUAGGCCGGAAAGCUACGAGGAGCUUGAGAAACUACUCUUGUUGUCCGAAUCCGUAUGUGGAUAUCACGUUUACCAUAUACGUUCGGCGCAGAACAGUUUAUUACAUCGUCAACCUGAUUUUGCCGAGCGUAACACUGGCCGCUAUGGCCAUGCUCGGGUUCACGCUGCCCUCAGAUUGUGGCGAGAAAAUGACCUUAGGAGUGACAAUCCUCCUAUCACUGUCCGUAUUCUCACUCAUGAUAGCCGAUGCCUUACCACAAACAUCUGAAGCUAUCCCCUUACUAGGUACUUAUUUCAACUGUAUCAUGUUCAUGGUUGCAUCUUCAGUCGUGUCUACAAUCAUGAUCCUGAAUUAUCACCACCGUAAUGCGGACACUCACGUUAUGUCCAAAUGGGUGAAACUCAUGUUCCUGGUGUGGAUGCCGUGCUUGUUGUGCAUGAGCCGACCGGCUCGCGACGAUCCGCCCGGCAACGGUAACAAGUCAGACUCGAAGAACAAGUCGGCGGCGUCGUCCAUCCACCACCUGCCCGACCUGGAGUUCCGGGCCAAAUCGUCCAGGAGCUUGCUGGCCAACGUGCUCGACCUGGACGACGACCUGCGCUCGUCCACCCGGAGCUACCCGGGAGCCCGAAGCCAAGUGGCGCCGAUGCCCGAGCACGUCAUGGUCGAACAGCAGCAGCAACAGCACGCGAUGAUGGCCGGCGGCGGCGGCGGGGUGGCGUCCGCGGCGAGUUCGUGUCUAGGACCGCACCGCGAGCUGUCGCUCAUCCUCAAGGAGCUCCGGGUGAUCACGGACAAGCUGCGCAAGGACGAGGAGGACGAGGAGAUCACCAACGACUGGAAGUUCGCGGCCAUGGUGGUCGACCGCAUGUGCCUGUACAUAUUCACCUUCUUCACGGUGGCCGCCACCAUAGCGGUCCUCAUGUCCGCGCCGCACGUAAUCGUCACGUGAUCGCGCCACCGACGUCAUCGCGUCCAGUUCCGGUUCCGGCUUCACUCUCUCCCUCUCUCUAUAUACACAAUAUACGGAUAUAUAUACAUAUAUAUAUUGUUAUAUAUAGGUAAUAUAAAAUGACGGAUGCAGUGAGGCAGCUCUACAUAUAUUAUAUAUUAUUAAAAUUAUGACGACCACACGAAGUCGCAUCUACAUAGCACGCGGAAAAGUGACAUGUAGAAAUCGGUGUGGUACCGUUUUAAAUUAUUCAUACGAGAUAACUAUAAUGUUAUUAAAUUAUUAUUAAUAUUAUUAUUAUUAUAUACUCCUAAUAUCUAAAAAUUAUUAUAAAACUAUAAUUUUUUUUUUCUCGAAACUACUUCUUUUCUAAUGGUUUACUAUAAAGUAUAUCUAUAAAUAUAUCUAUUUGGUUUGCUACGUAAUAAUAAUAAUGAUAUAUUACUCUGGCCCUGCUCCUUGAAACGAAUUAAAAUGAAUGAACAAAAAAUAUCCAGUAGAUUUUCUAUUGACGUAAAUCUGUUGCAUAAAAUAUGGAAUUGACACGUCAUACACAUUACGCAUCGGUAUUAAAUAUACGCGUAAAUAACGUUUCAGAAACAAACAUUUUUACAAGAAAUUAAAAUAGGCAUAUUGUGUAUAUAUAUAUUAUAUUAUAUAUAUCACGAACCUAUUACUGAAUAUCCGAAAUUAGUAGUACGUGUUCAGUGUACAAUGUCGAUACAUUUUUGUAAAUAUUUGUAAAUGUUUGGAUAUUUUCAUGACAUCGGAAGAGUCAUUUUCAUAUGCAGAUAAACUGCCACACGAAUAUUAUUUUAUUCAUUUUUUUCGUCUCAUUUGAGGAAUAAGGGCUCUAAAAAUGUAUAUACCAUUGGAAAUCUCAAACACAAUCUAUAAUCGAUACAUUUUUCGUUGUCACAGCGUCGUAAAACCAACAACAUGUCGUGACAAUAUUAAGUUUUAAAAUCAGAAAUUAUCAUCAUAAUGAUAUAUAUAUUACUGAACAUCGAGAUAAAUAUGAAAGUUUCUAUUACUAGUUCCCAAAAGAAAUAGGUUAAAUUAAAAUUUAUAUUUAGCUUAUUACUAUACUGAUAUUGUAUUUUUACAUAAAUGCACUUAUUUAAAAUUAUCUUACAUUGCAUAUUGAUAAUAUUUUUAAUUAUUGAUAUUGGGUUCCUUAUUUUAUUUAACCGUGAAUAGCUUUUAAUACAAUUUCAUUUUUCAUACUAAUAUACUGGUAAUAUUUCGUCUCACACCUUCAACAAUUUAGUUUAUUCAAUAUCAUCAAUAUACCAACACAGUACAAAAACGUUUGUUUCAAAAUUCGCAUGUUUCGCAACUGCUCUAAAAAUAAAACAUACUUCAAUAAGUCUCCGAGUGGCUUGAUUAUCGACAGUCAUUGUCUUACUUAUAAGGUUUACAUACUCUGAGUACCUAUCGAUUUUUGGAUUUAAUUUUAAAUAUCGAUGGCGUUGUAAAGUGCUUACAUACUGCGUGUUGCUAAUUGAUUUCAUUUUUAACGGUGAUAAUAUUUAUUAUUAAUUUGGAAAGUAUUUCACUGACAUAAAAACUGCAAUAAAUUAUAAGUCUGAUAUAAUAUAAAAACCAUACCAUAGCGUUUUCAACGAAUUUAAAAGUCUACUUAUAACCAAUAUUCCGUAAUAGGAAAUUAAUUUUCCAUCACAUAACAUUGAUCCAAAUGUCAAACCAUGUUUUAUUUCAACUUCGGUUCUUAAUAUUUAUCUUAAAACAAUGUGCUGAUAAAUCGUAUGUGUAGCUAUGAUUAAUAUUAGUAUAAUUAUUGGAUCGUUAAUAUUUUACUGGAAUACUUGUAUCAAUAACUUAAUUUAUUCCAUAAUCUAUCUAUUACAGUUACUGGAAGUACUAAAUAUUAUAAAAUUAUUUGUCAAGACACCCAAUUUGUGUGUCCUCUUGCUCAAAUUAAUAUAUAUAUAUAUAUAUAUAUUUAUGGACUUGAUAUAAAUAUAUUAUUAGAUUAGCUAAACAAAUUUGCUUUUUAUAUUAAUCAUCUGUGAAGUAAGGAAUAAAUAUAUAUUAAUCAGACACACCCUAAUUAUCUAAUACGUAAAUAAUAAAAGAUUAUUAUGCGAUCAGAUUAUGCAAAUAAUCGUAUUUAAAAUUAGUACAAAAUCGAUCAUAUUAAUUGUUUAUGUAUUUGUUAGACAUGUAUUAGAAUACUUAACUGUUUUAUUUUACACGCACGUUUUGCUGUGACAAUCUUAAAAUCUCAACAUCAUAAAGCCCAACAGUAAAUUACAAUAGUAAUUAUACUAAUAAUUAUUAAAAUUAUUAUCAAUAUCAUCAUUAUUAUUAUUAUUAUUAUUAUUAUUAUUAUUAUAAAUUUAACUAUUAAAAAUGUCUAAUGCAUUAAAUGACAAAAUCUUGAGUCGUCUUCCGGUUCAAACAAAUGUCAUGAAAUAAAAACAAAAAAAUUAAUUCAAAAAUAUAUAGAAUAUAAAAAUACUUAAUUUCAUUUGAUAUAAAUUAUACUUAUAUACUACAUAUACAAUUUACUAGGGAUAUUAUAGAAUAGCGAUUUGAAAUUAAUUAAUUUUCUUCGAUGAUGUUUCAUGAUUCAUCGUUAACAAACAAAGUGUUAAAUAAUAAAUUCAGCUCAAUUAAUUGCUUUAAUAAAUAAAAUAAAAGUAAAAUUAUUGUAAAUUAAAAAUACAUAAACUACGUUUGUUUAGAGCUAUACAUUGUUUACGUAACAUAAACAAAACUAUUUUAUAAAAAUGGAAAUCAUUUUAAAAUUAAAUGUAAAAAUGAUUAUAAAAAAAGUUUUAUAUUAAAAAAUAAAAUAAAAACAUGUAAAUACCUACUUUGUUAUUUGUACGUUGUUAUUGAAUCUUGUUAACAUAAUUAUAAUUGAUUUUAUAUUAUUGUAGCCCUUAGAAAUGAUAAAAUACUAAUGUAUAGGUUUUGAACAUUUUGUUAUGUUUUAAGACGUAAUAGAAUAUGAAACAACUAUAAGAGACUUAAACUAUAUGUUACAUGAAUUUGACAACCUUAUAUGCUUGAAAAUAUGUGUAAAAAAAAACACAGUAAUCCAUAUUAUACAUAAUUAAUACAUCGUAUUGUAAGGAAAUUAUGCUAUAACAACAUUAUUAUAUCAAAUUGUUCUAAAACGUUAUUUUAUAUAGUUACUCUUGUCAGUAUUAUUUUUAUUAUCAUUAUUAUUACUUUUAUCAUCAUUAGUUCAAUUAGACAAAUAGUAAGAUUAAUAAAUAAUUCAAUUGAAUAUUUAGGUAAAAGAAAAGUAAUACAUCUUCAUUUAUAUAUACCCAAUUGUUCGUCAGAUUUCGUCUAAUAUCUGGAUAUAUUAUUUUUGUUAAUUUUUAAUAAUUUUAUUUUAUCUAAUUGUUCUUAUCAUUUAUUUGUUUACGUUUAGAUACAUAACGCUCUGUUGUAUUACUUUGCCAGUCUUUAAUCUCGAGUUAUUAUUAUAAAAAAUUACAAAAAAAAAAACAUACAUAGGAAAUAUAAUACAAAUAAGUCCUUAAUUAGAUUUUAGUUUGAUUCAAUGAUUUAAUAUUAUAUGCCCUAAAACCAUAUUACUAUCAUAAAAUUUAAUUGAAAUUAUGGUCCUGCUCAUCUAGGCGCUGUUUUUUAAAUUGUUAAGCAAAAAUAAAUGAUUAAAAAUAAAAAUAUAUAACGUAAAAUCAUUAUGAAAUAAAAUUAAAUCCAUUUUAUUAUAAUAUAUAUAUUAUAUAUGUAUUUAUAUAUAUGUUAUAUUAUCGUUAAGUAAAAUACAAUAAUUUCGUAUUCGUUAUCAACUAAUCGGGUUACAUAAUAUAUCUAAAUAAAUUUUUUAAUUUUUGUUUUUGUUUGUACGCCUGAGUUUAUCUAUCUCUGCCACUUUUUAGCAGACAAUCAAAAAUAUUAAUAACAUUAAGAUUUGUUGCAAAUCGAAAGAAGUAUUUAUUUAUUUAUUUUUUAUUAUCAUUAUUCAAUAACUUAAAUCAUUUUUUUUUUUUGUAUAAUUGAAAUUGGUACCUACCGUUUCUAUUGCUGUAGGUUUAACGUUUCACUAAACUAAAACGUAUCUCUUUCUUAGACUUUUAGAGUUUUUAGUAUCAAGAUAUUCUACAAUUCUUUUAAAACCGAAAAAAAUUAACUAAAGAGUAUAAGAAUGUUAAAUUGAAAGAUUAAUAAAUAAUUUUAAAUACAAUAUUAACAACACAUAUUUUGUUAUUUGUAAUUAGCAGUUUCGUAUAGCCUAAUGACUUUUUCUCGAUAUACAUUUUUUUUUUUUUUUUUGUUUAUUAUAAAAAUGUCAUAAUAAGCUAAUACUAUCAAAAUUGUUUAUAUCAUUAGAUUACAUAAAAUGUUUCGUUAAGUUUUUUUGUUUUUGUUUUUAUGUUAUACAAAAUUUGUUUAUUUUAUUUUUACAGUUGAUGUUUAUUUAUUUGUAAUUUCUAUGACAAAUCGUAAUGUGCGAUUUUAUAGGCCAAUAUAAUUUUAAAGGCCAAAAAAUAUCUAAUAUUUAUAUUGAUAUCCGUAAUGUUAUUAUAUAUUAAUGAAACAAUACAAAAUGGUGUACACAUAAUAUAGAUUUGCUCAUAGUAUUUGUUAACUCUUGUGUAAUGUAGAUUAUGUUUAAUUUCAAGCAAUUUGUACUUAAAAAUAUAAAAAGUUAUAAUUGUGAUUAUUAAAUCAUAUUAAUUUUAA